Drosophila grimshawi is the source of this 3133-nucleotide messenger RNA. RefSeq names its product cytochrome P450 6a2. NCBI's taxonomy places the organism in Eukaryota, Metazoa, Arthropoda, Insecta, Diptera, Drosophilidae. The coding region runs from base 24 to 2885 and encodes 953 amino acids. Gene Ontology annotation, molecular function: oxidoreductase activity, acting on paired donors, with incorporation or reduction of molecular oxygen; iron ion binding; heme binding. The record is from RefSeq and is a predicted model, not a curated record. The transcript is spliced from 4 exons.
AGUCGUUGAAAGCAAACCGAAAAAUGAUGUUUUUAAUAUAUUUGUUAGUCGCUGUAUCAGCGCUGGUGGCAUAUUUUUUGCACCACAAUUCGAAUUAUUGGAAAAAUCGAGGAAUACCCCAAGAUCCACCUCAUCCAUUCUAUGGAAAUAUGGUCGGAUUUAGAAAAACUCGUACAGUUCACGAUAUUUUGGAGGAGUACUACAACAAAUUUCGAAAGACAAAUCAUCCGUUUGUGGGCUUCAAUUUCCUGCAAAAGAGGAGCGCCUUUGUAAUGGAUAUCAAACUGGCCAAGAAUAUUUUAAUUAAGGAUUUCACAAACUUUACUGAUCGCGGACAGUUCUACAAUGAACGCGAUGAUCCUCUGACUGGACAUCUCUUCAAUUUGGAUGGCAAACGUUGGAAAGAGCUGCGCCAAAAACUAUCGCCCACCUUCACAUCUGGCAAAAUGAAGUUCAUGUUCCCAACUAUUAUCAAAGUAUCCGAGGAGUUCGUACGUGUCAUGUUUGAUGAAGUGCCAGUUAAAUCCGGCGGGUCUAUCAUCGAAGUCAAAAAUCUUAUGGCUCGUUUUACCACCGACGUUAUCGGCACAUGCGCUUUUGGAAUUGAAUGCAAUACUCUUCGCACUCCUGAAUCUGACUUCCGUAAAAUGGGUCAAAAAGCCUUCAGCGAAACUCGACAAGGAUCUUUAAUAACAGCCUUCAUAUUAAGUUUUCCUAAUCUAGCACGAAAACUGCGAAUGCGCGUGGUUCCUGAGGAUGUCCACCAGUUCUUCAUGGGAUUGGUUAAUGAAACCGUCGCAUACAGAGAGAAGGAAAAUAUCAAACGGAAUGAUUUUAUGGAAAUGCUAAUUGAACUUAAGCAGAAAGGUAGUUUUACAAUGGACAAUGGCGAGGUGGUUACAGGAUUGGACGUUGGUGAACUGGCAGCUCAAGUUUUUGUAUUCUAUUUGGCCGGCUUCGAGACCUCCUCUUCAACAAUGAGCUACUGCUUAUAUGAACUGGCCCAGCAUACAGAUAUUCAGCAGAAGUUGAGGGAAGAUAUUAAGAAUGUUCUGCAGCAACACGAUGGAAAACUGACCUACGAAAGUAUAAAGGCUAUGAGAUAUUUGGAUCAGGUUAUAUCGGAAACUCUUCGCCUGUAUACGAUUGUGCCUUUCUUGGUGCGCAAGGCUCUUAGCGAUUAUGUUGUUCCCGGUAAUCCCAAAUAUGUUAUAGAGAAGGGGACUCAAGUUAUAAUGCCAGCAGCCGCUUAUCACCGAGAUGAAGACUUUUAUCCCGAUCCGGAGAAAUUCGAUCCAGAUCGAUUUUCAGCUGAGAACGUUGCAGCUCGAGACUCUGUUGAAUGGUUGCCCUUCGGCGAUGGUCCCAGAAAUUGUAUUGGUAUGCGUUUUGGCCAAAUGCAAUCACGAGUUGGCCUGGCCCAGUUGAUUCGGAACUUCAAGUUCUCAGUGUGUGAGAAGACCGAUAUACCUCUUAAACAUGACCCCAAAUCGUUUGUGUUGGGCACAGUUGGCGGCAUUUAUGUGCGAGCCGAGCGAUACUACAACAAAUUUCGAAAGACAAAUCAUCCGUUUGUGGGCUUCCAUUUCCUGCAAAAGAGAAGCGCCUUUGUAAUGGAUAUCAAACUGGCCAAGAAUGUUUUAAUUCGAGAUUUCAACAAUUUCGCCGAUCGCGGACAGUUCCACAAUGAACGCGAUGAUCCUCUGACUGGACAUCUCUUCAAUUUGGAUGGCAAACGUUGGAAAGAGAUGCGCCAAAAACUAUCGCCCACCUUCACAUCUGGCAAAAUGAAGUUCAUGUUCCCAACAGUCAUCAAAGUGUCCGAGGAGUUCGUACGGGUGAUGCUUGACGAAGUACCAGUUAAAUCCGGCGGGUCUAUUAUCGAAAUCAAGGAUCUUAUGGCACGUUUUACAACUGACGUUAUCGGCACAUGCGCUUUUGGAAUUGAAUGCAAUACUCUUCGCACUCCUGAAUCUGACUUCCGUACAAUGGCCCGCAAAGCAAUCGUUGAAUUGCGCCAUGGACCUGUGUUAACGUUUUUCCACUUUAGUUUUCCUAAUCUGGCACGAAAGCUGCGAAUGCGCAUGAUUCCUGAUGAUAUUCACGAGUUCUUCAUGAGAUUAGUUAAGGACACCCUCGCAUACAGAGAGAACGAAAAUAUCAAACGGAAUGAUUUUAUGGAAAUGCUAAUUGAACUGAAGCAGAAAGGUAGUUUUACGAUGGACAAUGGCGAGGUGGUUACAGGAUUGGACGUUGGUGAACUGGCAGCUCAAGUUUUUGUAUUCUAUUUGGCUGGCUUCGAGACCUCCUCUUCAACAAUGAGCUACUGCUUAUAUGAACUGGCCCAGCAUACAGAUAUUCAGCAGAAGUUGAGGGAAGAUAUUAAGAAUGUUCUGCAGCAACACGAUGGAAAACUGACCUACGAAAGUAUAAAGGCUAUGAGAUAUUUGGAUCAGGUUAUAUCGGAAACUCUUCGCCUGUAUACGAUUGUGCCUUUCUUAGAGCGCAGGGCUCUUAACGAUUAUGUUGUUCCCGGUAAUCCCAAAUAUGUUAUAGAGAAGGGGACUCAAGUUAUAGUGCCAGCAGCCGCUUAUCACCGAGAUGAAGACUUUUAUCCCAAUCCGGAGAAGUUCGAUCCUGAUCGAUUUUCAGCAGAGAAAGUUGCAGCUCGAGACUCUGUUGAAUGGUUGCCCUUCGGCGAUGGUCCAAGAAAUUGUGUGGGCAUGCGUUUUGGCCAAAUGCAAACACGAAUUGGCCUGGCCCAGUUGAUUCAGAAGUUCAAGUUCACAGUGUGUGAGAAGACCGAUAUACCUCUUAAACAUGAUCCCAAAUCGUUUGUGUUGGGCACAGUUGGAGGCAUUUAUUUGCGUGUAGAACGAGUUUAGUUCAAAAGUAUGUUAAUGGGUUUGGAGCAAUGUUGUCAUGCGGCGAAAUUGUUGUCGCUGUGGUCACAUUAAAACACAAAUUUAAUUACAUUUAAUAAGGGAGAUUAGCAAACGUGUUUUGCCAGUGUAUGUGUUGUUAGUAUGCAUUUCAUACACAAAUGUAUAUAAUUAAAAUGAUAAAUACCAAGAUAAUCGCCUUUCCAAAACAUACUAUGAAUAGUACUUAGCUAUAUUUAUAUUUGACAAAC